GAUUGGUCCUCAUUUGUUUUGGUGGUGGGGGAAAAGAAUCUCCACUUCAAGUUCUCUAGCAAUCUGGCAUCGGACACCAUCCAUUAUUGCAAUUAGAAAAUCUGAAUUCAUAUCUCAAAAUAGAUGCUGGCCAUACACACAGGGCCCAAGCCAUGGCACCAACAUACUGCAACAGCUCUGCAGACAUCUUCUUCAUCUCUUUUGUGCAAACGCAAAAUUCUUCCAUUAAGAAUUGCAAGUACUCUAAAUGAAAACAAACCACAAGAAUCUUCAGCAGGCAAAAUUAGGAGGCUCGCUCUCACCCAAGAAGGGAGAAUAAAACUUAACACAUACCCUGAUAGAGAAUUCUAUUCUGUUCCAAGGUUUGUGACUCAUGUUGAUGAUGGCUUCAUUUCCACACUAACUGACCUUUAUAAAGAAAGACUCAGACCUGGUUCAGAGAUUCUUGAUCUUAUGAGUUCUUGGGUUAGCCAUCUGCCUAAAGAUGUGAAGUAUAAAAGAGUAGUGGGACAUGGACUUAAUGCACAAGAGCUUGCCAAGAACCCAAGGCUGGAUUACUUUAUUGUGAAAGAUCUCAAUCAAAGUCAGAAACUGGAAUUUGAGACCGGUAGUUUUGACUCGGUGAUAUGCACGGUUAGUGUGCAGUACCUUCAACAUCCUGAGAAGGUAUUUGCAGAGGUGUUUCGAGUUUUAAGGCCUGGAGGGAUGUUUAUCGUCAGCUUCAGCAAUCGUAUGUUCUACGAGAAAGCCAUUGGAGCAUGGAGAGAUGGCACUGCAUACAGUCGUGUACAACUAGUAGUGCAAUAUUUCCAAUGCAUUGAAGGCUUCACUCAACCGGAAAUCGUUCGUAAACUUCCAGCUACAAGCGGUGCUCAAGAGGAUAAAUCACUCAUCAAUUGGCUGAUGCGGUUGCUAGGAUUGUUGUCUGGAUCAGACCCUUUCUAUGCAGUCAUAGCUCACAAGAACUUCAAACCUGUGUAUGAAUGAUCCUAUCAUUCACAGUCGCGUUCUUGGAUCCUCAAGGCUCCUAUAGAGUAUUAUUAUCAAGGCCAUUAAUAAGCAGUAUGUAAAUCCUGUUCUGUGAUAAAUUAUUUAAUCAAGCUUUGAGUGAAAGGAUAUUGGUGGUUUCUUCCCUGAUCCAUCAAUAUGCAAGUGUGUUUGAACCCAGACAGAAAAUAAAAGAGUUGAUUCCGAUU
This is a messenger RNA of Ricinus communis (castor bean), 1196 nucleotides long. RefSeq lists its product as uncharacterized. The transcript is spliced from 2 exons. The coding region runs from base 124 to 987 and encodes 287 amino acids. Gene Ontology annotation, molecular function: S-adenosylmethionine-dependent methyltransferase activity. Lineage: Eukaryota; Viridiplantae; Streptophyta; Magnoliopsida; Malpighiales; Euphorbiaceae. The record is from RefSeq and is a predicted model, not a curated record.